Molecule: messenger RNA, 3082 nt
Organism: Limulus polyphemus (Atlantic horseshoe crab)
Lineage: Eukaryota; Metazoa; Arthropoda; Merostomata; Xiphosura; Limulidae
Exons: 2
Coding region: 1643-2527 (294 amino acids)
Source: RefSeq, a predicted model, not a curated record
GCGGUGAUGAUGAUAGUAUCUGUGUAAACAGCACGCUAUAGUAGCACCAAAGGUCUUUUGUAUUGAACUUUAUGUAUUUAAUAUUCCCUAAUAAACUUGCAUUUUCACUAAAUGGACCAUCUCAUCUUCAAUCAACUUCGUAUUUCAUACAAUAACGUACCUUCACACUAAAUGUAUUAUGUCAUCUUCCACCAACGUCGUGUUUUUAUAUUGAAAUGUAUUAUGCCAUCUUCACACAGAACGUGUAUAUUUUUGCACCAGAAUGUUUUAUGUUGUCUUGUACCAGGCUCUUAUUUUAUUCAGAAAAGUGUUUUUGCACUGAAUUAUUUUGUCAUCUUCCUUCAUGUACACAUUUCAUAUAGAAACGUAUUUUUAUACUGAGUGUUGUACGGCAUCUUCCAUCAGCUUCUUAUUUUAUACAGAAACGUAUUUUGCACUGAAAACUUUAUUUCGACUUUCAUUAAUCUCGUAUUUUUAUACCGAAUUUCUCUUGUGUUUUCUUCCAUUAGCUUCUUAUUUCAAUUAUAAACAUAUUUUUGUGCUGAAGAUUUUUAUGUAAUCUUCUGUCGGCCACAUGUUUCAAGACGUUAUAGUUUAUGAAUCUUCCUCAUUAAAAAAAUAUUUAACUUGAAAAACACCAACAAAUGUGGGCAAACGUUUUACCCGUGUGAUAGUCUGAACCGUCAAAAGAAGUAUCUAACCGGGAAUUGCAAGUCAUUUAACCUUUUACUUCAGGUAGUAGAGCAUUCCCUCGUAGUGUGAGAGAUUCCAGGUUCAAAUUUUACUCGCAUUUUACUCAAAUUUUAUCACACUCGCAGCUACAACUGUUUAUCUCUGGGGGUGUUGGAAAAUUACCGACAAUUUCAUCAUUACAGCUUUAGAGAAAUUGUGACUUAUACAUUAAUCUAUUUUUAUGUUUGGAAAUUCUGCAUAUGUAAAAACAAAAGACGUUUAAUCUUGUUUGUGCAAAACUUUAUGAUGGUUUUUAUUCAUUUUUUAAUAUUACUUCUCUUACAACCUUCUUUUUUUCCUUUUUUUUUUUUGAGAAAAAGCAUUGUUCAAUUUUAAUCAGUUGAUAAUCAGUUGUUUUCCUAAGUCGAUCUCUUCUUUUGAUCAAAAUCGUAAGCUUAUUUUGUUACGAGUAUUUUUCAAAUGAUUUCCAGUCAAAAUAACCAGAUCUUCCGAUUCGGAAUACGGAAAACCACAAAUUAAAAUCAAAACAAAAUCUUCGAACGCUCUACGAUCAAGGGCUUUUCUUUUGUUUAUUCUGAUGCAGGAGAUGGUAUCUGGUAUCGGUGUAUAACUUUCAAGCUUCUAAAAACCUUUAACGAUCUGAACCCUGAGACGAUGGUAACCAUAAUAUCUAUUAUAUUUUGUUAUAAAAUACGAAGACUCGUCAGAGUUGGGACGAUUGGGUAAAUCGAAAAAGGCCUACUAUUUUAGGAAAUAUUUUAAUAAACACAUGACUUUCAUGUAAAUCAUUUAAAUUCUUGGUAAAGAACAAAUGUUCCAGAUUUUCUGUAGUGCUGCCCCCUCCUCAGUUGUUAACAGUCAGUAAAGUUAUAUACUUUUAUGCAAUAGUAUCACCUUCGCGAUGAUUGAUCUGUCAUGAACGUGUUCGUCACAUGACUUAUGAGUAACAAUGGAUCUGUUCUCAAUUUGUCAAAUGCCCUAUACAGUAAUGGAGCUGGCAUCUGUUUAUUACAUGGCCUACACAGUAAUGGAUAUGGCAUCUGUUCGUCACAGGGACUACAGGGUAACGGAUAUGGCGUCUGUUCGUCACAGGGACUACAGGGUAACGGAUCUGGUAUCUAUUUAUCACAGGACCUACACGGUAAUAGAUCUGGAUCUGGCAUCUGUUUAUUACAUGACCUACACAGUAACGGAUCUGCCACCAGUUCGUCACAGGGACUACAGGGCAACGGAUCUGGUAUCUAUUUAUCACAGGACCUACACGGUAAUAGAUCUGGAUCUGGCAUCUGUUCGUCACAGGGCCUGCACGGUAAUAGAUCUGGAUCUGGCAUCUGUUCGUCACAGGGCCUGCACGGUAAUAGUUCUGGAUCUGGCAUCUGUUCGUCACAGGGCCUACACGGUAAUAGAUCUGGAUCUGGCAUCUGUUUGUCACAGGGCCUACACGGUAAUAGAUCUAGAUCUGGCAUCUGUUCGUCACAGGGCCUGCACGGUAAUGGAUCUGGAUUUGACAUUUGUUCAUCACAGGGCCUACACGGUAAUAGAUCUGGAUCUGGCAUCUGUUCGUCACAGAGCCUACACGGUAAUAGAUCUAGAUCUGGCAUCUGUUCGUCACAGGGUCUACACAGUAAUGGAUCUGGCAUCUGUUUGUCACAGGGCAUACAGAGUAAGGGAUGUGGCAUCUGUUUGUCACAGGGCCUACACGGUAAUGGACGUGGCAUUUGUUUGUCACAGGGCAUACAGAGUAAGGGAUGUGGCAUCUGUUUGUCACAGGGUCUACACGGUAACGGAUCUAUCAUCUGUUUAUUACAUGACCUACACAUCGGGUCAUAUUUAAGACGAAGAACUAUUCUAGUUAAUAAAUGAAACUUAACAUAAAGUACUUUUAUACGCAUGCAUCUUGUGUAUGUAUGUAUGUGUGUGUGUGUGUGUGUGUGUGGCUACGCAUAUAUAAGUAUACAUAUUAACAUUCUUAUUCGUCAUAUGUCAGAUUUAGAUACAAUGUAAGCAUUUAUAAAACGUAUACAUAUAUAGUAUGAAUAUUUGUAGUAAAAUCAUGGAGAUUUACACAAAUGACAGUUUAUUUUAUAUUAAAUCUACGAGUAUGCUGUUUAGUUUGGCAACUCAUAUGAUUUCUUUAGAAAAGAUAAAAAUAUGGGAUGAAAUUUACAAAAACAUAAUAAAUAAUUUCUUCUUAUUCUUCCGUGUGCGAAACAAAAAUGGCGGAUGAAGUUUUAAACAUUACACACGUUUGGAACUCAGUGAGACCAGACGUUAUAAUUCAACGUUCAGGUUAUAUUAUUUAAAGUCGUAGAUCAGGAACUAUAUUUUGAAGUAGUAAUUAUGUUGUAUUACUUGAAAUAUGACUAACAUGGUUUAUAAUUUUUUUUGU